Messenger RNA from Durusdinium trenchii, 694 nucleotides. The record is from the annotation of a GenBank genome assembly. Lineage: Eukaryota; Dinophyceae; Suessiales; Symbiodiniaceae.
GGUAGCGCUGGUGGUUGAAAGGCGAGUGGAGGGCAUCAAUCGCUUUCGCUCAGGGCGAGAGGGGAUUAAGGCAAGGGACAUUUUCAAGAAGUAUCCCAAGGACAAAGCGGAGAAACUGAUCUCUUUACUCAAGCAAAAGAAGAUGUGGUACUGGGGCGAAGACUUCCCGGGGGACGACGAGGAGAUCUACUAUUAUUGCGGGCGUGCUAAGCGCAUCGAACAUGAAGAUAUCACCGCGGAGCAAAUGAAGUUGGUGGGGAAGACCAACCCGGAUCACGCUACCCUUACUGCCCUGACUGACGAGAACGGCCCUCUCCAUCAGGGCGCACUUCCUGGUGUAGACGCUGCCGACGCCGAUGGUGAGAAGUCCUUGUGGGAGACAGAAGAUGGCGCUUUCCCUCAAGCACGUGGAUUAUGGGGUGAGCUCAAUGCCCAGCUGAUGACCUUUUCGAGCAAGACUGAAUCCCUGUACCAUGACCUUCAAGAGCUCAUGAACCAAAAGGUUCUGAGCGAACCCAAGAUCAAGGGCUUGCUCGGUCAGUGCAAGGAACAGCUCAAUUGGUAUGAGAAGGCUAAGGCAGCUGGGAGGGCUAUGCUUUCUGGAUUGACGGACAAGAAGAGGGGCAAGGCUAAGGCAAAAGCGAAAGCUUCUGCCAGGAGUGGUGACAAGAAAACCACCGCUUCUUCUGCGUAG